Pleuronectes platessa (European plaice) is the source of this 606-nucleotide messenger RNA. RefSeq names its product cerebellin 2b precursor (gene cbln2b). The transcript has 3 exons. The coding region runs from base 1 to 606 and encodes 201 amino acids. Gene Ontology annotation, molecular function: protein binding. NCBI's taxonomy places the organism in Eukaryota, Metazoa, Chordata, Actinopteri, Pleuronectiformes, Pleuronectidae. The record is from RefSeq and is a predicted model, not a curated record.
AUGGUGCCAGCGCACUUCCCGGGACCCUGUGCCAUGCUGGCACUGACCCUCCUCUUGGGAUGCGGCGUGGCUUCCUGCCUCGGCCAGAACGACACGGAGCCCAUCGUGCUGGAAGGGAAGUGUCUGGUGGUGUGCGACUCGAACCCUUCUUCGGAAGGAGGGGUUACCUCCUCGCUCGGCAUAUCGGUCCGAUCCGCUGGGGCAAAGGUGGCUUUCUCCGCCGUGCGUGGGACCAACCACGAGCCGUCAGAGAUGAGCAACACGUCAAUGACCAUCUAUUUUGACCAGGUUUUAGUGAACAUCGGCAACCAUUUCGAUCUCAAAGCGAGUGUGUUCUCGGCUCCGAGGAGAGGGAUUUACAGUUUCAGCUUUCACGUGGUGAAGGUGUACAACAGACAAACCAUACAGGUGAACCUAAUGCAGAACGAUUAUCCGGUUAUAUCAGCCUUCGCCGGGGACCAGGACGUAACGAGAGAGGCGGCGAGUAACGGAGUACUGCUGAUGGUCGAGCGGGAGGACCGGGUCUAUCUGAAGCUGGAACGGGGCACCCUCAUGGGCGGAUGGAAAUACUCCACCUUCUCAGGCUUUUUAGUCUUUCCUCUAUAA